Adineta steineri is the source of this 2742-nucleotide messenger RNA. The record is from the annotation of a GenBank genome assembly. NCBI's taxonomy places the organism in Eukaryota, Metazoa, Rotifera, Eurotatoria, Adinetida, Adinetidae.
AUGAUGACCAAUGGUGAUAGCAACAUUAAUAAUAAUAAAACAUCAUCAAAACGAUCAACAGUGAAAGCUACAUCAUUGCUUGAUAUAAUGUCUUCAACGAACAGUAAUAAUCAUUCGUCAAUAGAUACUGACAAUCGUAUUAAAUUUAUCGACAUGCUUGUUUGUGGUUCAUGUCAACAAGAUUUUCAAUUAUCAGAUAUUGUUAAAUUUAUUGAACAUAAAGCAAUAUGUGGAAAUAAAGAAAAUAAACAAAAAAUACCAUAUCAUUUUCCACGACGACGUCGUCGGAGAGGAGGUGGAGAAGAUGAUAAUGAUGAUUAUGAUGAUGAUGAUGAAGAUGAUGAUGACGAUGAUGAAGAUAAAAGUCAACAUAGUGGUCAUUUAAGUGAGAGUGAAAAUGAAAAUAAUAUUUCUCAUCAUCAACAAUCUGAUCAUCAACGUUUAUCACAGAAACAAACAAUAUAUCCAAAACGUCUUGUUGAUGCCAGUGCUAAUACAUUGAACAGUACAACUGAACCGUAUAAUUUUGAAUGCAGUCAAUGCGGUGAUGUGUAUAGUACAGCUUGGUUUCUUAUACAACAUCAUCAAUAUGUGCAUGGUGUAAAAAUGUACAGUAAUUGUUUAAAUGAAAAUUCUUCAUCUAAUAAUAAUAAUAAUAAUAUGAAUCCAACAACAACAGCAACAACACUAAAUAAUAGUUUAUUACCUAAUGAUCCAUCUAUGCUUAAUAUUGAUCUUGCUCUACUUGAAGCUGCAUUUAAAGAAGCUACACCAUCUAAUCGAUCAUUAGUAUCAUCCACAACAUUCGCUUCAAAUCAGUUGAUUGCAGCGGCUAAUGCUGCUCGAUCAGCACAACAACAACAACAACAACAACAACAAUAUUCACUAUCAGUUCGAACAACCCCAGAUAGUGACAAUAAUUCACGCAGUUGUCUCUCGGCUGGUGCCAAUUCAAAGGUUAAUGUACCAUUUUCUUCUCUUGCUGUUGCAUCAACAUCUAAUAUUUCACAUGCAAGUUUAUUACAAGAAGCAGCUCGUUCGAAUUCAAUUGUUCAAUUACUCAAAGAAGUAGCUAAACAACAAUCAUGUAAAACUUGCGGUAAAGACAAACCAAAAAAUAAUACGGAUUCACAAUUUCUUACACCAAAAUCUUAUGAUGUUACUAAAUCUCAUAGUGGGAAUGAUUUAGCUAAUAAUGUGCAUAAUCAUGAUGACGGAUCAGGUCAUAAUACUCGACGUCAUAAAAGACGACGGCCUACAAAUUCUGGUCAAGAUGAUGAAUAUGAACAAAAACAAAGAUUUUCAUCAUUAUCACUUUCAACGUCAUCAAAUCGAGCUACAUCAACUACUCCUUCACGUUGUCUUUCAGCUUCAGCCACGCCUUCAAUUACUGUUUCAUCGUUCGCAGAUGAAUCAGCACAUCAUAAUAUCAAUGGAAAUAAAACAAUUAUAAUUGAUGCGCCUAACCAAUCAUCAGUAUCUAUCGAUCAACCACAACAACGUAAGCGGCAUCAACGUAAACCAACACGACAAAAGCAAGCACAAUUAUCAAAUGGUAUUACACCACAACAUCAAAUGGCGAUAUCUAUUAAAGAUGAACCAUGUGAUACAGAUGAUAAUAGUGUUACAUACAGUAGUAGUAAUGAUGAUGAUAAGCAAUCUGUAACAAAGAAAAAGCAUGGAUUAUUAUUAACGACCGGUGGAAAUUCUUCCAAUGAAUUGAUUAAUGAUAAUAGAUCAUCAUUAAACAAUUCGUCAACUUAUAAAUGGCUUCAUCAAGCAUUUCGAUCAUUGAUACCACCACAGUCACAAAUCAAUGAUGUCGAGUUAACAACACAACAAAAUUCUACAUCACCACAAUCUAUUUCAAUGAUUGAUAAUAUGACCAGUGGUGGUAUUGCAUCUACGCGUUCCUCUCCAUCUUUAUCUACUACACCACCAUGUUCAACAUCAGUACUAAAUCUAUCAACUACAAGUGGAAAUACUACCGGUGACCGUAUUUCACCAUCUUUAGCAAAUAUGACGGAUCAUUCUUCGACAUCACCUGAUGGUAAUCAUCAUAAUCAUCAUCAACAUCAUUAUCAUAAAACAAGAGGAUCAAAUCAAGGAAAUCGAAAUGAAUCGAAUUCUAUAGCAUCAUCAUCAACACUAUAUGGUAAUAGUGGUAUUAAUUUAAGUAAUGUAUCCAGUUCAAAUCCACAAAGAUUAAUCAAAAGAGAUCGACGUAAUGAUACAUGUGAAUUUUGUGGUAAAGUAUUUAAAAAUUGUUCAAAUUUAACUGUUCAUCGUCGAAGUGAAAAACCGUAUAAAUGUGAGUUAUGCGCAUAUGCAUGUGCACAAUCAUCUAAGUUAACACGUCAUAUGAAAACUCAUGGUCGUGGUGGGAAUGAAGCAUUUCAUUGUCGGUAUUGUUCAAUGCCAUUUUCUGUUGCAAGUACAUUAGAAAAACAUAUGCGUCGUUGUGAUCGUAAUCCACAAAUUCUUGCUGUAUUUAAACAACAACAACAACAGCAACAACAAAUAAGUAUAUCAUCAAUGAAUAAUAAUCGAAAAUCUACAACAGAUUUAAAAAAUGAAUUUUGUAUUGAUGGAAUGGAUGAUAAUGAUGAUAUGAUUGCUGAUGAUUAUUCAUCAUUUGCUGAAAUAGUUGAUGAACAAAAUGAAGGGAGUUUAGAUGAAGAUGUGGAUGAUACUGAUCUUACUGAAGAAAGUGAACAACAACCAUCAAAUGAACAACUUUGA